Hyaloperonospora brassicae is the source of this 858-nucleotide messenger RNA. Lineage: Eukaryota; Oomycota; Peronosporomycetes; Peronosporales; Peronosporaceae. The record is from the annotation of a GenBank genome assembly.
AUGGCGACCCAACGGGAGGAGGACAUCAAGAUGAUGCUGGCCGCGCAGGUCCACAUCGGAACGCGCAAUGCGGACUCGAAGAUGGCAGACUACAUCUGGCGUCGCCGUAACGAUGGCAUUCACAUUAUCAAUGUGGGCAAGACGUGGGAGAAGCUUAUGCUUGCUGCGCGCGUGAUUGUGGCCGUGGAGAACCCCGAGGACGUGAUUGCGAUCUCGGCCCGCCCGUACGGCCAGCGUGCAGUGCUCAAGUUUGCGCAGCACACGGGCUGCCAGGCGAUUGCUAGCCGCUUCACCCCUGGCACGUUCACCAAUCAGAUCACCAAGCAGUUCCGCGAGCCGCGUCUGCUCAUUAUCACGGACCCCCGCACCGAUUCGCAGGCCGUACGUGAGUCGUCGUUUGUCAACGUGCCCGUGAUUGCUUUCUGUGACUCGGACUCGCCCCUGCAGUUCGUGGACGUUGCCAUCCCGGCCAACAACAAGGGCAAGCUGUCUAUUGGCCUGCUCUACUGGCUGCUUGCCCGUGAGGUGCUGCGUCUGCGCGGCACGAUCUCUCACUCUCUGCCGUGGGAUGUGGUCGUCGACCUGUUCCUCUACCGUGACCCGGAAGAGCUCAAGAAAGCUGAAGAAGCUCAGGCUACCGCUGCUGAAGAGACGUCGGCUCGCAUUGGAUGGGGAGAUGCUUCGCAGACCCCUGCAGAGCCGUCCCUGUACGCUGCUGAGCCAUCUGUCCCUGUUGCGGGUAUCCCUGAGUCGACUCCGGCAGCAAACUCGGAGUGGUCUGGCGAAGCUGGUGCCGUGCCGACUGGCUCGAACUGGGACGCUGUGGUCCCUGCUGCUGCGUCGAGCAGCUGGGAGUAA